Molecule: messenger RNA, 5332 nt
Organism: Spea bombifrons (plains spadefoot toad)
Lineage: Eukaryota; Metazoa; Chordata; Amphibia; Anura; Pelobatidae
Gene: SCAF8
Product: SR-related CTD associated factor 8
Exons: 20
Coding region: 80-4036 (1318 amino acids)
Cellular component (GO): nucleus
Molecular function (GO): RNA binding
Source: RefSeq, a predicted model, not a curated record
UCCUCCUGCUCUGUGGCGCCGUCCUCCACUCGUCGCCUCCUCCUCCAAACAACACGGCGUUUCUACAUCACCCGACAACAUGGAGGCCGUCAAAACCUUUAACAGCGAGUUAUACUCGCUGAAUGAUUACAAACCGCCAAUUUCCAAGGCUAAAAUGACCCAGAUUACCAAGGCUGCAAUUAAAGCCAUUAAGUUUUACAAGCAUGUUGUUCAGAGUGUUGAAAAAUUCAUCCAGAAGUGUAAACCAGAGUAUAAAGUUCCAGGACUGUAUGUGAUAGACUCCAUUGUACGGCAAUCAAGACACCAGUUUGGUCAAGACAAGGAUGUUUUUGCUCCUCGGUUUAGCAAUAACAUUAUCAACACAUUUCAGAAUCUAUAUCGCUGUCCUACAGAUGACAAGAGUAGAAUUGUCAGAGUUCUAAACCUGUGGCAGAAGAAUAACGUGUUCAAGAGUGAAAUUAUUCAGCCUCUCCUUGACAUGGCUGCUGGAAUUCCUCCUCCUGUUUUGACUCCAAAUUUACCCAGCACUGCAGCUGCUAUUAACACACCAGGUACUCCUGCUACCCCAGCAACUCCAGCUAAUGUUGUACAGGGUAUUCCCGACCCAUGGAUUGCUCAGAUUACCAAUACUGAUACACUGUCUGCUGUGGCCCAGAUUCUACAGAGCCCUCAGGGACAGCAGCUUCAGCAAUUGGUCCAGUCUUUGCAUGUUCAGCAACAGAAGCCCCAGCCGUCUCUUCUUCAGGCACUAGAUGCUGGUCUAGUAGUUCAACUGCAGGCGCUUACAGCUCAACUCACGGCUGCAGCUGCAACCAACACACUCAACCCACUGGAACAAAGCAUGUCUCUCAGCAAGAAACUCAUGGACAGGUUUGGAGAUUUUACAGAUGGUUCUGACCAAACGGAAGAGACAAAAAAGGAGACCUCACAGAUGCCUCUGGUGUCCGAGUCCAUGAACCACUCAAUUUUUCAUCAACUUGCCGAACAUUUGCAGCAGCAAAAUUUAGAGCAUCUUCGACAGCAGUUCAUGGAGCAUCAGCAUACCCCAAAGGUGGCAGCUCAGGAAAACCAGGAAGUAUCUGAAUCUGAAAAUUCUGCUACACCUUCUCAGGAUGACAACCAGCAGCCAUUUCUGGAACAAGAACCGCAAAUCCAUGCCUCAAUGAACAUGCAGCAAGAGGAUAUGGAAAUUGAGGAAAUGCAGGAUGUAAGUGAGGAGAUGUUUGAAAAAGAGGAAAAGAAGUUAAUGAAAGAUGAAAGGCCAAGGACACGUUCAAAGUCUCGUUCAAGGUCACCGAGAAAAAGGAGGUCAAGGUCACGUUCUGGUUCGAGAAAACGUAAACACAGAAAACGCUCUCGCUCGAGAUCCAGGGAAAGAAAACGGAAGACAUCCAGAUCGUACUCAAGUGAGAGAAGAGCAAGAGAGAGGGAGAAAGAACGGCAGAAAAAAGGCCUGCCUCCUAUAAGAUCCAAAACGCUGAGUGUGUGCAGUACCACACUGUGGGUUGGUCAGGUUGACAAAAAGGCAACGCAGCAAGAUUUGACCAACGUGUUUGAAGAGUUUGGUCAAGUUGAAUCAAUCAAUAUGAUUCCGCCAAGAGGUUGUGCUUAUGUCUGCAUGGUUCACAGGCAAGAUGCUUUCCGAGCACUUCAGAAGCUUAGUGCUGGCUCCUGCAAAAUUGGAUCCAAAAUUAUUAAGAUUGCCUGGGCUUUAAAUAAAGGUGUGAAGACAGAAUACAAACAAUUCUGGGAUGCUGAUAUUGGGGUAACUUAUAUCCCAUGGGAGAAAGUUAAACUGGAUGAUCUGGAUGACUUUGCAGAAGGUGGAAUGAUUGACCAGGAGACCGUAAAUAAUGAAUGGGAAACCCAGAGAAACACAGAAACCGCUACUGUAAAAGAGCCACCACCCACUCCUGUAACUACAAAUGUUCAGAGUCCUGUUGUCCAUAAGAACGCAAUUAUAACUACACAACCGGAGGCCUACACUCAGCCAGUUGCGAUGCUGCAGAUCCCAGUUGGUCCAACAGUCCCAGCUGUGAGCCUGGUCCCCCCUGCGUUCUCCAUGUCGGUUCCUCCACCAGGAUUCACCACUAUCCCUCCACCUCCUCCAUUUUUACGUGCCAGUUUCAACCCCGCACAACCACCACCAGGUUUCAUUCCACCACCAGUACCCCCUCCUGCUAUUCCACCUCCUCCUGCUAUUAACUCGGCUAUUUCAACAGCUUUGGUCCAUCCACAAAUGCAAUUGCCUCCAGAUGCCAUGAAAGACGUUUCGUACGGGAACUUAAUGUUACCUGUUGGGUCAGUUGUGACUUCUCAAGCUACUGCAACAGUGUCAACACAGUCUAUUUUCAAUCCUGCGGCAAGUAAUCAAGAAGAACAAGAAGAAAAAAGAUCACAGCCAGCAGAACAGCAAUCGUCUGAAAGGACAGCAGUCAGUAAUGCUCAAACUACUGUGGUAAGCAGCACUGGAGUUUUGGGUGUUCAGCCUCCUCUCACUGCGACUGUCCAUCCUUACAUGCAUGGUCGAGUGGCUGGCAUGCCUUAUUUGGAUAUUCGUCAGGGGUUACUGCCACAGCCACCUACGGCAAGAUUUGCUAUGUUGCAACCAGGGAUGCCUCCACCACCUCCACCAAGGAGCAUGCUUCCUCCCACACUAAUUGAACCCCAUGUCCAUCCAAUGCCUUUCCCUCCAAGUGAUAUUUUUCCCUGUCCCGAAAGACCUUAUGGAGUUCAAGGAAGGUCAAACACAGAUACUGCUAAUGAACAAGAAAAAAGUAUCCCCCUUUCAAAUAAUAACAUUCAGCAAGAUGGUGAUCAAGAUUAUCGAUUUCCCAGAAUAGAAAGCCGUGAGACUCAUGGUCCAUCACCUUCAGGUGAAAAUGACAAUGAGAGGAUCCAAGCUGUAGGUAGCCAAGAACAUCAGGUUGCAGGUUCUGCUGAGGAAAGGGACGUUAAAGUAGGGCAUGGAGAAGAUGAUCAUGAGCCACAGGAUAUGGCUGUUGUAGAUCCUUCUGAGGGCCAAGAAAAACUUAUUUCUGAAUCUGUAGGCCAUUUAACUCCUGAAGAAUCUCAUAAUAGUGAAAGGAAACCAGAGAUGGACCCUCAUGAAAACAGAAGGGGACCAGGUCCUCAUGGAUUUGAAAUAAAGGGAACAAACAUUUCAGAAAGCCAAGACAGUCCAUUAAGGCCACCAAUAGAUGCAAGAAUGCAUUUUGGAGGUCAUCCAGUAGAUUUGCCACCUUUUGUAAGGCAUCCACUUGAAGUUAGGGAGUUUUUUGGAAGACCACCAUUAGAGGGAAGGGAUCCCUAUGGUAGACCACUAAUAGAAACACGUGAUCCAUUUGGAAGACCUCAUAUAGAAAGCAGAGAUCAUUAUGGACGACCUAUAUUGGACGAUCACAAUCAUUUUGGCAGACCACCUACUGAUGGCAGAGAUCAUUUUGCAAGGCCGCCUCCAGAUGGUGUUGGUAGGAGGGAGCAAGUACAUUUUCCACCUGAUAAACCUUGGGGACAUCGAGGUGAUUUUGAUGAAAGACAACAUUCUUUUCCUGUAUUUGGAGGCCCAAAAGGCUUCCACGAUGAAAGAUAUCACCAUGGAAACUACAGACAGGAGCCUAGAAAUAUUCCAAAUUGGAACAGGGGAUUUGAACAAGAUGCUCAUAGGGAUUUUGAUGACCGCCGUCGACCUUGGGAAAGACAGAGAGACAGAGAUGAUCGUGAUUUUGGUUUCCGUAGAGAGGUCAAUGGCAACCGUUUUGGGCGAGAGCGGCCACCAAAUUGGAUGCCUCCUCAGCCACAGGUUUUUGAAUACUUCCCUGAGGCGACCACAACUCAUAAAGAGGAGGAUGCUCCUCAGGUUAAUGGAGAAAACCGAGAAACCAGUAGUCCACAACAAACUGUUAAAAAAUCAAAUGAACCUGAACUUUGUGAACAGCCAGAAUCUUCCGUCAAGCUGGACGAAGAGAAAGAUGACAAGAAACCAGAAAUAGAAAGUCAACCAGUGGUUGAAAGCACAGAAAAUGAGGGAACAUAAUCAUCACUCAGUAGGUAAUGAAACCUUUUGUAAAGUUGUCAUCUCUCUGUAAUAGAUUAUUGGCUGACUGGACCUUACUAGUUUUCUCAUUGUCAGCCAGAAUUAAAUUAAUCUGACGUUACUGUUCACCUUUAAAACUGUACAACUGACUUAUAUAGACUUCUCUUACUCUGAACAUGAUAGUUAGAGCUAUUUGUUUUUAUUUUUUAUUUCUGAAUUAGGAAUCAAAAACAUUGCCCCACUUGCUUUUAACCUAAAAACAAAUCUUUAACAACAUGUCCGUCAACAAGACUUCCUAUGGAAGAAUAACAGUUUUUAAUGCUACCGUUGGGUUGGAUGUUGGAACUGAAUGUGCAUUUCAGGCUGCUCUUGAAUUUUAACAAGCGGCCAAAGCUGUGAUUAAUCCCACGUUCCUGCAAUUUGGCUCAAAAAAUAGCACUGGCAGUCUGUGCCGUUCGCAGUACUAAGAUACAAAAGAAAGGAGAAAAAAAAUAUUUUGUAAAAUCAACAACAACACGAUCCCUGUAAUAAUACAGUUAAGUGUCUGUGAAUUGUUUCUUGUACUGCAGUGAGUUUAAAAAAAAAAAAAAAAAUUACAUGAAAAACGUAUGUUUCAAUGUCGGGUGCAUUUUGUUUUUAGAUCUUAAUAAAACAUUUGUUUGAUAACAAUGUUCCAGGUAUUGUAUUUUUUUUUUAACAUGCAAUGUGAUUUAAAUGUUUUACUUAGGCAUGUUUAAACAACUGGAGAGUUGUUGAAAUGUAUGCAAGAACUUGGUCAUUUCUCAGUUUCUUGAGCAAACAUGGCGGAUUAUCGCUGCUCGUAUUCGCCGCUUGGAAAGAAACAUAUGCCCGUUUCUUUUAAUUUUUUUUAUUUUAUUUUUUGUGGUACAGAACAACGUAUUCCUUGGUUUUACGCAACAUUGAUGCCAACAUAUGUAUUCCUUUUUUUUCUGAUGGAAAAAUCUUCCAAAUAUUAAUCUGGAGGGACAGCCAUCUUCUGUUAUGAUGAACCAGAGCAUUUCUCAUCAGAAGACAUUUUUCCUCUCUUUUUUUUUAUUUUAUAUAUAUAUUUUUCUUUGUACAUUUUAUCAUUUGGUAUCCAGGGAUAAUAUUCAUUUUUGCAGUGUUUUAUUACAUUGAUUUCCCCCUUGAAAUGCGAUUAGAAAAUAUCUGGCCUGGGUCUUUGAAUUUGUUGUGUUAAUAUGACCUCUUCUGCAUUCAUUGCUACAUGUUUUCAACAAAAACGGGAAUGUAUGAUGUAAUAAUGAUUACCAAACAUUAAAAAUAAUUGCUGUA